Cooperia oncophora is the source of this 525-nucleotide messenger RNA. NCBI's taxonomy places the organism in Eukaryota, Metazoa, Nematoda, Chromadorea, Rhabditida, Trichostrongylidae. The record is from the annotation of a GenBank genome assembly.
AUGGUUGUGUUAUCCUUUGAGGACUGGGACGAUUUCCCCAAUGGACGAUGGGGUAACAGUUCUUCUCCAGCCUUCGGCGAUUUACAGGAUUAUUAUCUUUUCCACUUGAAGGCCCAAACCAAGAAAGAAGAUCUCUUGAAAAUGUACGGUGAAGAGAUAGCCUCCUUCGACGACGUGAAGAAAGUGUUCGCAAAUUUCAUUUCGCAAGCAGUUAACGAUCAAGGGGUCAAGGUGACGACUUUGCCAUGGAACGAGCAAGAGAGUGGUGUACAAGCAGAGACGGAGCUGAUCAAUGAACAGCUGCUGUGGUGCAAUGAGAACGGUAUCCUUACGGUGAACAGUCAGCCGUCAGUCAACGGAGCGCCAUCUACAGAUCCACUUGUUGGAUGGGAAAGCCGGGUAGUUAUUGUUACCAAAAGGCGUAUCUUGAAUGUUUUAUUAGCAAAGAGAAUGCGAAAUCACUUCUGGAGAUUAUUGACGAGUACUACCCACGGGUCAACUAUCACCUUAUCAAUCAUGAUGUAG